UGUGGGUAAAGAGCUUAGGGCGUACCUUACGGAGCUCAGCCUGCGGCUGGACGGGUGCACACAGCAAUGCACAUUCCAGUUUUUACGGUCGAUGCAUUUACAAACCGGCCAUUUUCUGGAAAUCCUGCGGCAGUUUGUCUGCUUGAAAAUGACUUGGGUGAAGAUUUGCACCAAAAAAUUGCAACAGAAAUGAACCUUUCAGAAACAGCUUUCAUCAGAAAACUGAAACCUGGAGAUGACUUUACCAAAAGUUCCUGCUUUGGGCUCAGAUGGUUCACCCCAGCCAGUGAAAUUCCUCUCUGUGGUCAUGCUACUCUUGCAUCAGCUGCUGUGUUAUUUCAUGUACAGAAAAAUACAAAUUCAGUUCUCACGUUUGUGACACUGAGUGGGGAAUUAAAAGCCAGACAAGUGAAAGAUCAUAUUGUCCUGGACUUGCCACUUUACACAGCCUACCCUCAGGAACUUACGGAAGUAGAAGAAUUAAUAAAGGCAGCUGUUGGUGAUUUGAGUGUUCAAGAUGUCCGUUACUCUCCUGACACAAAGAACCUCUUAGUCCGCCUCAGUGAUACUUAUGAAAGGCCUGUGUUGGAAGAAUUGAAAGUGAGUGCACAAUACUUUUUGUCAGCUGAAAAGACGGGAAAAGUGAAAGGAUUUAUACUCACUGUUAAGGGAGAUUCCAGUGGAAAAGGCCAUGAUUUUUACUCCAGAUAUUUUGCACCUUGGUAUGGAGUUCUGGAAGACCCUGUUACAGGAUCUGCUCAUGCUGUUUUAAGCAGCUACUGGUCAGAGCAGCUGGGGAAGAAAGAAAUGCUUGCUUUUCAAUGUUCCCGCCGCGGAGGAGAGUUGAAGAUUUCUGUGCGCAGUGAUGGAAGAAUUGACAUUGCAGGGCAAACUGCUGUUGUGUUAAGAGGAAACCUGACUUUCUGAAAGAGCUGGCACUAAUCUCCCUCUCCUCUCACUAAUCACUAAUCUUUGUGUUCCUCUGAUUAUGCUGAUUUUAUCUCAGCUCUAGGCAGUGAAUGACUGCUGUUCUCAAAAGUUUUUGAUUACUAAUUGUCCAAAUAUAAAAAUUGCUUGAAAGUACUCACUUCUUCUCUUCAGGAUCGUUGGUAUUCUUCACUUCCAUCUUGCUACUUCUGAUGUGUACUGACCUAUGAAAAUGUUCAAGUACAGCCAUCUUGUUUCUCUGCUUUUAAAUUAUUCUUCUCUUUAUUUCCAAAUUCCAUGGUAAAAGCCCUCACUGCUUCCUGGCUUAAACUGCAGGCAUCUGUUUGAUACUCGAGCUUUUCCCUUAUAGAUAAU
This is a messenger RNA of Cinclus cinclus, 1302 nucleotides long. RefSeq names its product phenazine biosynthesis like protein domain containing (gene PBLD). The record is from RefSeq and is a predicted model, not a curated record. Gene Ontology annotation, molecular function: isomerase activity. The transcript is spliced from 9 exons. The coding region runs from base 67 to 927 and encodes 286 amino acids. Gene Ontology annotation, cellular component: cytoplasm. Gene Ontology annotation, biological process: biosynthetic process. NCBI's taxonomy places the organism in Eukaryota, Metazoa, Chordata, Aves, Passeriformes, Cinclidae.